Cercocebus atys (sooty mangabey) is the source of this 1952-nucleotide messenger RNA. RefSeq names its product G kinase anchoring protein 1 (gene GKAP1). Gene Ontology annotation, biological process: signal transduction. The transcript is spliced from 12 exons. Bases 498 to 1673 code for a protein of 391 amino acids. Gene Ontology annotation, cellular component: Golgi apparatus. NCBI's taxonomy places the organism in Eukaryota, Metazoa, Chordata, Mammalia, Primates, Cercopithecidae. The record is from RefSeq and is a predicted model, not a curated record.
CGAGGCUCUCACGCCGCCCCCUCCGCCCGGGCUUCCCUCCACCCUCCGCCCGCCCGCCUGCUCGCAGCCGCGCUCUCCCCGCCCCUCACCGCAGCCUGCAGCCGCGCUCACCGCCGCGGUCCGCCCCGGCGCCCCGGGACCCGUUAGUGCCCAGCCCGCGGGCCGACCGCGACCCCAGCCCGGCGCGAGCCUGCCCCCAGCCCUGCCGACACUUGACCCAGACCAGUCUCAACGCCCAGUGUGGCCGCCCGGGGAGCCGCGGGAGAGGCGGCGGCGGGGGGAGGAGGGAGAGGAGGGCCGAGCCGGCGGCCCGGGAGGCCCGGUUUUGAAGCCGCUUCUCUGCCCGAGUUAGGUUUCGCCCAGCGCAAUUUCUUUCUCUAUGUACUUUGCGAAUAAGUUUCGGAGCAUCGGUUAACAGCCUAUGGGUGAAAUUUGGCUUUCAUUCAUGAAUGAGAAAUUGUUCUUGACAGAAGUAUUUUAAAAGAAAAAUCUUUACGAUGGCCUCAGCAGUACUUAGUUCUGUUCCCACUACCGCUUCUCGUUUUGCCCUGUUACAAGUGGAUAGUGGCAGUGGUUCUGAUUCAGAACCUGGAAAAGGUAAAGGUCGAAAUACUGGAAAGUCUCAAACUUUAGGAAGCAAGUCAACUACAAAUGAGAAAAAAAGAGAGAAAAGAAGAAAAAAGAAGGAACAGCAACAGAGUGAAGCAAAUGAGCUCAGGAAUCUUGCUUUUAAGAAAAUUCCCCAGAAAUCCUCCCAUGCUGUUUGUAAUGCUCAACAUGAUCUUCCAUUGUCAAACCCAGUACAGAAGGAUUCACGAGAAGAAAAUUGGCAAGAGUGGAGACAAAGAGAUGAGCAGCUGACAUCUGAAAUGUUUGAAGCAGAUCUUGAGAAGGCAUUAUUACUAAGUAAAUUAGAAUAUGAAGAACACAAAAAGGAGUAUGAAAAUGCUGAAACUACUUCAACUCAGUCCAAAGUUAUGAAUAAAAAAGAUAAAAGAAAGAAUCAUCAGGGAAAAGACAAACCUCUCACAGUAUCACUAAAAGAUUUUCAUUCGGAAGAUCACAUUAGUAAAAAGACUGAGGAAUUGAGUUCUUCUCAGACUUUAUCACAUGAUGGAGGAUUCUUCAAUAGACUGGAAGAUGAUGUUCAUAAAAUUCUUAUUAGAGAAAAACGAAGAGAACAGCUUACAGAAUAUAAUGGAACAGAUAAUUGUACAGCUCAUGAACACAACCAGGAAGUGGUUCUGAAAGAUGGAAGAAUUGAAAGACUAAAGUUAGAGCUAGAAAGGAAAGACGCUGAAAUCCAGAAGCUGAAAAAUGUAAUUACUCAGUGGGAGGUUUGUGUCCAUUUACUGUUGCUAAAGAAAAUAAUUCUAUACAUUUUCACAUUUUGUUUUUCUUAUAUGUUCCCUGAAGUAUUGUUAAAGUAUUUGAGUGACUGGGAAAUCUAUACUGCUGUUUUUCCUUUUUUGUCAGUGAAAGAUAAGGCAGAAAUACUUCUUCAAGUUGAUGAAUCACAAAGUAUCAAGAAUGAGCUCACUAUUCAGGUGACUUCACUUCAUGCUGCAUUAGAACAAGAAAGAUCUAAAGUGAAAGUAUUACAAGCAGAAUUAGCCAAAUACCAGGGUGGCAGAAAAGGGAAAAGAAACUCUGAAUCCGACCAGUGUAGGUGAUUAAAUUAGCCUUUGAAGUCAACACAAAGUUUAAAACUUUCAGGAUUUUGCAAAAUUGUAUAUAUUUAAUGCCGUGCAACUGCUAAACUAUGCAGUUUUUGUUGAAGGAACUAAAAGCAACUAGCUCACUAAUGGUCUAUAAUUUUAUUUCUUUUGGCUUAAAGUGAAAAAGAAGAAAUAGAGAAUUCCAGCAGAAUUCAGUGGUUAUUGUUUACUAUCCAUACUUCUUAUCACUUUAGUUUUUCAUCAGUCAAUAAAAUUAAUUUACUCUUCCACUAA